CAAAAGUCGGUACUGAUUGGAUCUCCAAAUAUGGGGGGAAAAAUAUGAAUAGAACAGUUUCGUCAGCCAUGUACCGAUCGGCGGCGAUGCGAUUGCUCGGCUAUCCGUCCUUGUACCGUAACGAGCCUUCCCAAACCUCCAACAUUCGAGCCCUUGUAGUGAACCCACCUCGGUUUUCAGCUUCGGCAACAUCUGAGGCGUUCCUUAGACAAAGCCCUAAUCAGUCCGAUUCUGCAUCCUCAUCCUCAUGGACAGAAGAAGAAAGGGCUCGUGGCUAUCAGAGCCAGUCCUCGAAAGGAAGAGGGCCUAAAGCUUAGUACAAGUUCGCGU
Ilex paraguariensis (yerba mate) is the source of this 330-nucleotide messenger RNA. The record is from the annotation of a GenBank genome assembly. Lineage: Eukaryota; Viridiplantae; Streptophyta; Magnoliopsida; Aquifoliales; Aquifoliaceae.